CCAGAUCUACCGAGCCCUUCAAGUUCGUUCCCGGGUCUGCCGCCAUGGACUGGGCGGCCUCUUCGCCGCUGGUGGACGAAGACCAUGUUCAACAGCUCAAAGAGCAGGGCUGGUUCAUCAUUGAUGACUUCCUGCCAGAAGAGUUGGCAGUCUCCUUGCGGGCAGAGGCCAAGCAAGCCUAUGAAGAUGGGAAGUUCUCGCAGCACCGCUUCCAGUUCGGCAGCGGCACCUUUGAGAAACCGUCCAUCUUCGAAGCAGACCUCCACGACGAGACCUUGCAGGAGCCGCUGGCGUCCUUUGCGGAACUGCUCUUCGAAGAGUCCUUAGGCCAGCGGCUGAACCAUUGGUGGCCCGAGCUUGCUUUGGAGGAAGGUUUUAGGGCGAAGACGCUGAAGGUGCAGCGGAAUGGCGGACAAGGAGGCUGCUUUCCGUGCCACUAUGACAACAGUGGGCCUCCAAGCAAGAGGAGCAUCACAUGCCUGGUCUACUUGAAUCCUGAUUGGACAGAUGGUGAUGGAGGUGAGCUGGUCUUGCACCCUUUCCUGGAACCUGACAUCAUCAUUGCUCCGCUCAUGCGCCGGGCAGUGUUCUUCCGAAGUGAUUUGAUCCUCCACUCCGUCCGCCCCUCGUCCGCGGAGCGCUUUUGCUUCACGUUGUGGCUGGAUGGACCGACGAAUUCUCGGGAGGAUGUCAACCUCACAGCGAAACUGUUGAGGAGUGAGUUGGAGACCGUCGACUUCUUGAAACGAAGCCCGGUGCAACGCUCGGUGUCACGGGCAGUGAACUCGGAGCUGUAUGAGGAGUCUUUGCUGGCCUGCAUGUCUGGUAUGCCAGGCUGCGAUGAGAUGUUGCAGGGGCAUCGCCAGCACGUGACACAACAGCUUGCACAUCCACAGCUGGGCCCCUUCGUGGAGUUCUUGAGAAGCUUCACCUGCAGUGAAACGGUUCGCCUGUGUGAACCGCUGACAGCCGAUGUCUUCAGACGAAAACAGGACUGGGCGAGACGACGCGUGGACUUUGCUUGGACUCUCGGGUCCAACAACAAUCAUCCUGUGAGGUCCUGUCGGGUUGUUUGGAAAUUUUGGAUUGACGAUGAUUGA
This is a messenger RNA of Durusdinium trenchii, 1100 nucleotides long. NCBI's taxonomy places the organism in Eukaryota, Dinophyceae, Suessiales, Symbiodiniaceae. The record is from the annotation of a GenBank genome assembly.